AAGCUUUUGAGUAGGUAACAGAGGUCACUUCGAUGUCCGCUAAUCUACGGCACUUUCGCAGCGCCUCGCGCGUCGCCUUUCCGCAACGGAGGGACGGCACGGUUCGCAUUUGCACUUGACUAGUAGAACACGGCGCAGUGCGCACGUAGGUUUAUAGAUCGAAUAAACCUUUUUUUUUUAAGUUAUCGUAUAUUGUGCAUAAAAUAUUUUAAUGUCAGUAUUUAAUUUAAACAUGGAUGCAAAUUAUGCACUAUUUCAAACAAUAUUAAUGUUUUUCUGUUUGCUUACGAGCAUCACGGAAAGUAACCACGAACUACAAGAUAUCGAAUUUUUUUUUUCAAAGUGCAAGAAGCAAUCGGCACAAUUCGAUGCUUGCAUGAAACAGGCUCUAAACGAUCUGAGACCAUACUUUAAGAGAGGUAUACCGGAAAUUGGCGUCGCACCUUUUGAUCCCCACACGGCGAAGCAAGUCAAACAGACACGUACAAUACUUGGACUUAAAUACACUAUCAUUUUGCGCGAUGUUUAUGAAUAUGGCUGGACUCAAUCUACCGUUACUAAAUUCAAGACUAACUGGGCAAACGCAUCCAUCAUCUAUUCGCAGUAUUUCCCAGAAAAAUACUUAGAGGGACAAUAUGAAUUCAAGAACGGGGUGUUGGGAGCGGGAGCAGACACAGUGCGCUCCGGUCGAUGGAACCUCACGCUGCGCGACUACGCGCAGACAACGCGUGUGGCGCGGCGCGGCGCGGCCUUCGACGUCCGCGUGGAGAUCGACCGCAUAGGCGACAUGAAGCUGCAUAUCACUAACCUACUUACUGGCACCGGAUUAGAACAACUAGUUGACGGUGUGAUCAACACGUUUUGGAAACCGGGGUUUAGACUAGUCAGACCUGUGAUCAAUGACCUUGUAAGCAGUGCCUUUACCAAUAUCUGGAGUGAAUCCUUUAAGCAUUUCAAUGUCCAAAACUUAAUAAAAAACUAGUUUAAGCUCGAUCCACGUAUUACGAAGUACUACUUACAUAAAAUAAAACUGGUCAAGUGCUAGUUAGACCGCGCCAAGAUUGCAACCAUCACAUGCAUGAGCUUGAUGAAAUAAAUAAACAAACCCAAUCCCACCACAAAACAGAACUUCACUUUUAGCACAGAAUAACCAAUAGUACUACAAGUACCUAAUUGCCAACCGACAAGAGACAGAUCUGUCUGUCUGUGUAAUUCCGCCACGAAAGUUUUUGGCCGUUUGGGCCGACUUAGUUGACUUCUCAUGGUUUUUUAGUCGAUGGCCUUACAGGAGAUAUUGGGGCAUCUUUGAUCUUGACUACAAAAUAGGAUUGUGGGCGAACCGGUCGCAAAACCGAAAUUCGCAAAAUGCAGGGAUCUUUCUCUUUUACUCUUACUAAGACGUAAUUAGUGAUAGGGAAAAAUUACCGCAAUAGGGUUGUUUCCAUCUACAAAUCUUACGCCUGAAUUGUAUCCCAAUAAAUUCUUUUGGAUUAUAAGAACAUGUUAAACUACUUUUAGGGGACCUGUAAUGACCAUAUUUUUGUAAAUAUUGAAUUUAAAAUAUCUUUUCGCACACGUCACGUGACCAAACUCGAAACGUCAUUGAAGAUUCUGAUGACGUCACAACUCUCGGAUUGACACUGUUGACAGUUAGGCGAUAAACAACAAAUGACAAAUGUCAGUUGACAGUUCGUAUCUUCUACUACGUGUGUAUGUAGUUAUGUGUCAAACCGUAAACUGUGACGUCACGCAAUUUUCAAAGAGCGUUUUGGGCGCGAAAGCAUCUGUCAAAAUAUAUUUUGUUAAUUUAACAUAUUUAAAGCCGUUUUUAGUGUAAAAGUUGAAUUUUAGGGCAACUUUUAGUUAAUAUAGAACGUAAUACAAGCGUUUCAAAAAAUUGGAAACAACCCUAUUGAUGAACUUCGAUUUUUGCGGUUAUAGCCCUGGGCCUUGGGACCGUGCAGGACAGCGCCACAUAGCGGUUGCAACUACAUUUAGUACGGCAGAAGUCGGCAGAAGUAUAUGUGCACUUAUAUUGGGAAAAUAAAACAACUGCUUAAAUUACAUAUUUCAAUAUUAUUAUUAUUUAUUAAAAAUAUAACCUAACUAUA
Messenger RNA from Cydia pomonella (codling moth), 2111 nucleotides. RefSeq lists its product as uncharacterized. The transcript has 6 exons. Lineage: Eukaryota; Metazoa; Arthropoda; Insecta; Lepidoptera; Tortricidae. Bases 212 to 982 code for a protein of 256 amino acids. The record is from RefSeq and is a predicted model, not a curated record.